Rhagoletis zephyria (snowberry fruit fly) is the source of this 3368-nucleotide messenger RNA. It is a transcript of the gene Ih, whose product is annotated as hyperpolarization activated cyclic nucleotide gated potassium channel Ih. Gene Ontology annotation, molecular function: voltage-gated potassium channel activity. Lineage: Eukaryota; Metazoa; Arthropoda; Insecta; Diptera; Tephritidae. Gene Ontology annotation, biological process: regulation of membrane depolarization; sodium ion transmembrane transport; potassium ion transmembrane transport. Gene Ontology annotation, cellular component: HCN channel complex; membrane. The record is from RefSeq and is a predicted model, not a curated record.
UUCUCUAGUAACAGCAUUCGAUGAUGAGGCUUUAUUAAUAUGCGACCAAGGAAACGAAAUGGCAAGAACAAAGGUUCACUUUGAUGACGUGUCGUUAUAUGGCACUCCGAAGGAGGAGCCAAUGCCUUCCAUCCCUGUUGUUUCGGAAAAAGUUUCUGCGAAUUUCCUAAAAAGUCAAUUGCAAUCAUGGUUUCAACCGACGGACAAUCGGUUGGCCAUGAAGUUGUUCGGCAGUCGGAAAGCGCUGGUUAAAGAAAGAAUUCGUCAGAAAACUUCCGGUCACUGGGUUAUACAUCCUUGCAGUUCAUUUAGAUUUUAUUGGGACCUUUGUAUGCUUUUAUUAUUAGUAGCAAAUCUUAUAAUCCUGCCAGUCGCAAUAUCAUUCUUUAAUGAUGAUCUGAGCACAAGAUGGAUUGCCUUCAACUGCCUAAGUGAUACAAUUUUUUUAAUAGAUAUUGUAGUCAACUUUAGAACAGGUAUAAUGCAGCAAGAUAACGCAGAACAGGUUAUACUGGAUCCUAAGCUUAUCGCUAAGCAUUAUUUAAAAACAUGGUUUUUCCUGGAUUUAAUUUCUUCGAUCCCUCUUGACUACAUUUUUUUGAUUUUCAAUCAAGUAAAGGAUUUUUCCGAUUCCUUUCAAAUACUUCAUGCGGGGCGUGCUCUUCGUAUUCUACGCCUGGCCAAGUUACUUUCUCUGGUUAGAUUAUUGCGGCUUUCGAGGCUUGUACGCUAUGUCUCACAAUGGGAGGAAGUAUACAUUCUGCAGAAUCUGCAAAAAAAAAGUGCCGAUCGAAGAGGGAGAAUGCAUAGAAAAGACAAAGAUGGCUUGACUAAAAGCAACCUCAUUCUGAAGUUCCUCAAUAUGGCAUCAGUCUUUAUGAGGAUCUUCAAUCUGAUAUGCAUGAUGCUUCUUAUCGGCCACUGGAGUGGUUGUUUGCAGUUUUUAGUGCCAAUGCUACAAGGUUUUCCAUCAAACUCAUGGGUAUCCAUUAACGAAUUACAGGAGUCAUAUUGGCUUGAACAGUAUUCAUGGGCUUUAUUUAAGGCGAUGUCUCAUAUGCUUUGUAUAGGUUACGGCAGAUUCCCGCCGCAGUCAUUGACAGAUAUGUGGCUGACGAUGCUAUCGAUGAUAUCAGGUGCUACUUGUUAUGCAUUGUUCUUGGGCCAUGCGACCAAUUUGAUCCAAAGCUUGGAUUCUAGCAGACGGCAAUAUCGUGAAAAGGUGAAACAGGUAGAGGAGUACAUGGCCUAUCGGAAGCUUCCGCGUGACAUGCGCCAAAGGAUUACCGAGUAUUUUGAGCAUCGAUAUCAAGGAAAAUUUUUUGACGAAGAAUGUAUACUUGGUGAACUAAGUGAAAAACUGCGAGAGGAUGUAAUCAAUUACAACUGUAGAUCUCUCGUUGCGUCCGUGCCUUUUUUUGCUAAUGCUGAUUCAAAUUUUGUUUCUGACGUCGUAACGAAACUGAAAUAUGAAGUUUUUCAGCCCGGUGAUAUUAUUAUAAAAGAAGGUACAAUUGGAACAAAAAUGUACUUCAUCCAAGAAGGCGUGGUAGAUAUUGUUAUGGCGAACGGAGAGGUUGCGACUUCACUUUCCGAUGGCUCGUAUUUUGGUGAGAUUUGCCUGUUGACGAAUGCAAGGCGAGUGGCCAGUGUGCGUGCGGAAACCUAUUGCAAUUUAUUUUCUUUAAGUGUAGAUCACUUUAAUUGCGUUUUGGACCAAUAUCCAUUAAUGAGGAAAACUAUGGAAACAGUUGCUGCAGAGCGUUUAAACAAAAUUGGGAAAAAUCCAAAUAUUAUGCAACAAAAGGAUGAACAAAUCAGUAAUCCAGAAUCAAACACCAUCACAGCAGUGGUUAAUGCCUUAGCUGCCGAGGCAGACGACUGCAAAGACGAUGACAUGGAUAUCAAGGAAAAUUUGCUUCAUGGCUCAGAGUCGAGUUUCAUGGGACCGGUGCAAACGAUAAGGGAAGGGCUACCUCGACCACGUAGCGGCGAGUUCCGUGCGCUCUUUGAGGGCAAUACUCCAUGACACUGAAGCCUGGAGCAGAUAGGUAUAUAGCAAGAACAAAAAAUGCAAUUGCAACUAUUGCAUAUCCCUUAUAUAGUACGAUCACGACGAGCAACAAUAUGAUAAAUCAUCGGAAGGAUGUACAGACAUAUGUACAUAUGAAUGUAUGUAUGUACAUGAUGCAUAAAACCAUACUACGUGAAUGACCAUACAAAGACACACACUUAAACAUAUUGUAUACGUGUACUCGUACUCGUAAUAAAACAACUAAUGUCCUCAGCAAUUAAUCAUAAUUUCAGCUCCGCUAACUGUGAUGACUUUAAUAAUAAGAAUCGAAAUUUGAAAACUGGUGAACUAACUCUACUACAUACAAAAUUCAUACAUACCGCAUAAAAAACUUAAUACAUAUUAAUUCGAGUAUGAAACCCAUGAUAAUUAUAAUUAAAUAAAAUGUAGUGAAAUAAUGAGAACCAAAAAAAAAUAUAUACAUAUAUAUGUAUAUAUAUAUGUAUUGUAUAAAUCACUCGCUAGUGUACAGGUUAUUUAAGCAUAAAAACGACGACGAUGGCGACUCGAAGAGACUUCAAAACAACACUAUAGAAAUAAAAAAUUUUUGAAGAUAAACAUGAAACUUAGUAUGAUACCUAUAACAAAAAAAAAAAAACAUAAAGAACCUUACCAUACCAAACAAACAAAAGAAAAUUGCAUGUUAAUUAUAACACGCUGCAUUGCUAUUGAAUAACAAUGCGAUGAUUAUUACUGUUAGAGCCGAACAAAAAUUAUAAGUUAAAUUAAUUUACACAAUGAAAUAUAUAGUAGUUCUAACGCAACCUGAGCAAAAAAAAACACAAAAAAACGAAAAUAAAACAAAGAAAAAUUAAAUAAAAAAAUAAAUAAAAAACAAUGCGAUCGACUAGCGACAUGCAUACUGAAUACAAAAACAAUACUACCUAACUAAAACGAACAUACUUACAAUACAAGCAAACCAACCAAAGCAACUAACAUGCAUACAUAUACACUUACCUGAAACCAAAAGCAACAAAAACAGUACAUACUUACAUACAUAUAGUACAGUACAUGGAAUAUAGAGAAUUUUUGUCUUUUUAUAGCAAGCUGUUAUAUUUUUUUAGUUGAAUCGAAAAAUUGCAAGUUGUAUUUGUUUAAACUAAGAUCUGAGAGAAGUACUCAUAAAAAUGAAGGUGGAGUGUUGAGCAAGCAAAUAGAAACACAUGAUAGUGCACGUGCUGGAACAGUUUAAAACGAUCAAAUGAGACAAUGAGACAAAUUAUUGAGUAUCUUAGUAUUUUAUUACACGUAAACUAAUAAAACCAGAAGGACAACGUUUGCCUUGAAACGAAAA